AUGAAGGGGGGAUUACAGGAUCGGGGCUCGGGGACCAUCUGGUCCAACCAUCUUGUUUUCUAGAUGGGGAAACUGAGGCUCGGAGAGGCGAAGCGUUCGGCCCCGGAGCCCCGGGCGAGUCAUCGGCGGAGGCGGGAUCUGGGGCCCGGGCUCGGCCGCGGGGCGCACGGCUGGAGCUGCGCACUGCGGCUUUUGCGCUUCGCGCGCCCCGCGCUCCGCUCCGCGCGCCCCUGCCCGUGCCAAGGCCGCUGGCUACGCGCGGGGCCGCCGACCGGCCGCCGGGCGUCGGAGGCGGGACGCGCCGUCACUGAGCGCGGCGGCGGAGGAGGAGGCGGCGGCGGCGGAGGAGGCGGCGGCGGCGGCGGCGGGAAGAUGGCGGAGUCCGGCGGCGGUGGCGGCGGCGGCGGAGGUGGAGGAGGCGGAGGAGGAGGAGGAGGGGGCGGAGGAGGCGCCGAGCCCGGCCCGGAGAGGCCCCGCAGCAUGGCUGAUAAGAAUGGGGCCCUCAAAUGCACCUUCUCUGCUCCUGGCCACAGCACAACCCUCUUGCAGGGACUCGCCACCCUCAGAGCCCAGGGCCAGCUCCUGGAUGUCAUCCUCACCAUCAACAAUGAGGCAUUUCAAGUCCACAAGGUGGUCUUGGCUGCCUGCAGUGACUAUUUCAGGGCGAUGUUCACAGGCGGGAUGCGAGAAGCCAGCCAGGACAUCAUCGAGCUGAAGGGGGUGUCGGCCAAGGGCCUGAAGCACAUUAUCGACUUUGCCUACAGUGCCGAAGUGACCCUCGACCUGGACUGCAUCCAGGACGUCCUGGGCGCCGCGGUCUUCCUGCAGAUGGUGCCCGUGGUGGAGCUCUGCGAGGAGUUCCUGAAGUCGGCCAUGAGCGUGGAGACCUGCCUCAACAUCGGCCAGAUGGCCACCACCUUCAGCCUGGCCUCCCUGAAGGAGUCGGUGGACGCUUUCACCUUCCGGCACUUCCUGCAGAUCUCGGAGGAGGAGGACUUCCUGCACCUGCCGCUGGAGCGCCUGGUCUUUUUCCUGCAGAGCAACAAGCUGAAGAGCUGCAGCGAGAUCGACCUGUUCCGCGCAGCCAUCCGCUGGCUACAGUACGAUCCCACGCGCCGGCCGGGCGCCAGCCAGGUGCUCUGCCACAUCCGCUUCCCGCUCAUGAAGUCCUCGGAGCUGGUGGACAGCGUCCAGACCCUGGACAUCAUGGUGGAGGACGUGCUUUGCCGCCAGUACCUGCUGGAGGCCUUUAACUACCAGAUCCUGCCCUUCCGGCAGCACGAGAUGCAGUCCCCGCGCACCAGCAUCCGCUCAGACGUGCUCUCCCUCAUCACGUUCGGGGGCACGCCCUACACGGACAACGACCGCACGGUCAGCGGCAAGGUGUACCACCUGCCCGAGCCCGGUUGCCGCCAGUUCAAAGAGCUGACGGAGAUGGAGGUGGGCUGCAGCCACACCUGCGUGGCCGUGCUGGACAACUUCGUGUACGUGGUCGGGGGCCAGCACCUGCAGUACCGCAGCGGCGAGGGCGCCGUGGACAUCUGCUACCGCUACGACCCCCACCUCAACCAGUGGCUCCGCAUCCAGGCCAUGCAGGAGAGCCGGAUCCAGUUCCAGCUCAACGUGCUGUGCGGGAUGAUGUACGCCACGGGCGGGCGCAACCGGGCCGGGAGCCUGGCCUCGGUGGAGAAGUACUGCCCCAGGAAGAACGAGUGGUCCUACGUGUGCUCGCUGAAGCGCCGCACGUGGGGCCACGCCGGGGCCUCCGUCAGCGGGAGGCUCUACAUCUCCGGGGGCUACGGCAUCUCGGUGGAGGACAAGAAAGCCCUGCACUGCUACGACCCCUCAGUGGACCAGUGGGAGUUCAAGGCCCCCAUGAAUGAGCCCCGCGUCCUGCACGCCAUGGUCAGCACCAGCAGCCGCAUCUACGCCCUCGGGGGCCGGAUGGACCACGUGGACCGCUGCUUCGACGUGCUGGCCGUGGAGUACUACGUGCCCGAGGCCGACCAGUGGACCACGGUGAGCCCCAUGCGGGCCGGCCAGUCAGAGGCUGGCUGCUGCCUCCUGGAGAGGAAGAUCUACAUCGUGGGGGGCUACAACUGGCACCUGAACAACGUGACGAGCAUCGUGCAGGUGUACAACACGGAGACGGACGAGUGGGAGAGGGACAUGCACUUUCCCGAGUCCUUUGCGGGCAUCGCCUGCGCGCCCGUUCUCCUGCCGCAGAUCACUGCGCAGAGAUAGCCCUGGGAGGCCCCCGGGCCGGGGCCCGGGCGCGCCUCGCCAUCUGCACGUGGCUUCGGGCGACGGCUCUGUGGGUCUUGCCUCGCUUUGCCAGUAACUCUCUGUGCCAAAGGCCAGGGGAGAGCGAGGGCCGGGGUCAGGAGUGUGGAUGUCCGUCCCCGGGGUCCCUCCUCUUCCUCUCGUCUUAAGAGUCUGGCAGCCGGGGGAGCCGAGAGCCCUUGCCAGGGCACUGCGCCGACCGUGUCAUGGCUGAAAAUCGCAUUGCGGGCUGCUCCCCCCCCCCCCCCCCCCCACUCACCAUUUCUCCACUCUGUUUGUCACAAAUGAGAGAGCCCCCAUCCGACUUUUGUUUUAGGCCAUUAGUUUCUAUUUUGCUUCUUUGUGUCCUUUUUUUUCGGCCCCGUUGUUUCCGAAUGAUCCCAGACAUGAUUUCAUUAGUGUUGAGUGGCUCCCCAAAGUUGUCUCUCCCCCGCUCUCCAUUCCAAGUUGCUUUGUGCGUGUGUUUCUAAAAUAAAUUUAACCAAAACUUUUAUAACAUACGGACCUCCAGGAGCAGAAAGAGACUGAAAUAGUUGAGGUUUAUGGAUGAUGAAAGCGCAUUCUUGCCUCUCAAUAAGUGAUUUUCCCCCGAUGCCUGAGAUGCAUGGAGAUGUCUCUCUGCAGAGUGCGGUCAUGAGCCCGUCCCCCGGGGCAGUCGCUUCCCUCCCGGAGGAAGUCAUUCCUGCACCUGGUUCCCUGCCUGGCUUCAGAGCCGCCUUCCUCACUCACUUUUCUCAGUGCAGACGAACAACCAAAGACAGCUCUGGAGAUGGCCGAAGUCCUCAAAGGUCAUCGGUUCGAAUCUGUUUUUAAACUUGCCCAGUAAGUUCUGGACGGGGUCUUAUUGGGGAGCAACGGAGAAGCUUGUCUCCCAAGCCCCGGAGACCCUCUCAUUCUCCUGUGUCCCAUUUACUUUCAGUUACCUUCCCACCUCCCCUUCCGGUCAAAACCUUAUUGAUUUCUCUUUUGUUCAUCAUCCUCAUCAUCUUCAUUUAUUUCCCCAUUUUGAUAGCUCUCCAAGGUUUGCAAAGCAACGUUUUUACCGACCACUGAGUGAGCACAAGUAUUUUUAACCCCAUUUUAUAGAUGGGGAAAUGAGAUUCGGAAACAAGGAAAUCGCCUGUGCAUUCAGGUGGUUAGUGAGCUGCCUACUCAGAACUUGAACUCGGGACCCUGGAUCCCAAGAGCUUUUUCUUCUCUCUUGUGGUGCAGUAGACAGGAAUCCCUCGAAUGUCUCCGACUUCCCUUCCCACAAGGAUUCCGGCCCAUUUAUUAGCCAUCUCUGUUCUGUUGGCUAAGGCUCUUAAGGCCGGACCUAUAUCACUUAAAUAAAAAUUUGUAUCCUCUUGAGGUAAUUUUGGAUGUCUCCUUUGAUACUAAUACUUGAGGGAUAAAAUCUCUUUGUAGGCAGGUACCUCCUGUCUUAAAAGAGUCGUUUUUUCUCCCUGUGUCUAUUUUUUUUUACGGUUUGUGCGGCCCCACCGUUGACCUCCGAAAGGUCUGCUAAUGCUUGGCCCUAGCUAUUUUUCUCUCCCCUCUCAGCAUGUUGGGGAUCCUGUGCCAUGGAAAGAGAGGUGGCCGGGAGCCCCUGCCCGGCUAGGGGGCACUAGCAAUGCAGCUGCAGCCACCCUGAGUGAUCUCUGCCAACUUUUGGAAAAUGCAGUCAAAUAAAAUUCUUAUCCAAGGGUGAAAUCUCUGGCGGCAAUAUUAUUUUCAGACUCUUGUUUUUGGAGGUUCAUCUAAUGUCGGUUAUGUUCUGUUGUUAAAAUUCCUCUCCUCAUUUUCAUGCUGAUCCUUUCUCUUCCCUCCCCUUCCCCCCUUUUCUUCCUUGCCACUCGACCCAGAGAGAGGUGCCCCCCAUGGCGCCAUAUGCCCAUCACUGGAUGUCUAGGGGGGCAUGAUUCCCUCCCUCCCCUUCCCAGAACUGGCUCGGUUCUGGCUCCAGAGGCCUGGUGGGGUGGGGGGUGUGAGUUCAGAUUGGGGUGGCUGAAGCAGCGGGGGAGGAGAUGGGGACUGGCCUGGUCCCAGGAGGUUGAGGUUGGAGAAACUGGGCAGGCCCCAAACCAAGCAUGAAGUCAUUUGUCCUUCCAUAUGGACCGAAGGGAUAUUCUGUGCAAGAGAGAAGCAAGCCCCCCCUCUUUUAUGAUCUGCCUCCUUCCUCGCUGAUCUGCAGAGAACACGCAACUUAUUGGUUACAUGUUUUUUGAGAAUGUUUGACAUUCAUGGACAUUCUUCCAAGACCAAUGCUUCUGGGAUCCUGCUCUGAAGCAUACAUCCGCACACAAGACCCUGUGCCAGCAGGCUGGGCCCUCCCAGGCAGUGGGCCUAGUGCCCCCGGGGGGCUGAAACGGGGGAGAGGUGCCAGACGGGGACCCUGGCCUCCAGGUCCUGAUGUCAGGCUCAUGAGGGGGUACUUGCUGGGGAGCCCUUGGGAGAGCCCCCCCAGAGCCAUCCUUCAGGCUGUGAGGGGUAAAGGGCGCCGGUCGCUUCGGCAGGGCUGGGGCCUCCUUGCCAGGUCUGAGUCCCCCAGCUCAGCUCGCACCUCUGAACAUCUUGUUCCCGAACAGCUGGCAGAGGUGUGGGGGUGGGGCCUUCCUAUCUAGGGGCAGAUCCAUUACCCAGGGAUUGUGCAGAACAAUCUCGCCUGGUUGGUGGAAUGCCUUUCCCCCCUGGAAGAGAAGGGAAAAUUAUUUUUUGUACUGUAAACUUUAAAAGCUAAAAAGCUGUUUUCAAUUUACCAGAAACUGCCUUGGAACUUAACUUUGCAAACGUUUGUGUCCUUCAAAAAAAAAUCUACCCCAAACCACCAGCAAUUGUUUUUUUAAAGCUUUUCUCUUCAUGUUAGUGCAGAGGGAGGAUUUAGGGGCUUCCAGCCUCCUUCCUAUCCCUGAUGGACAUCACGAGGCUGUGGAACGGAUGGCCGUCCUGAGUGGGGACAGAGGCUGCAAGAACGCUCCCAUUCCAGAUGUCCUGUUUCUGUGCAGCUCUGGGCUCAGCGAGAGCAGAAGCUUCCCUCUGCACCUGGGCUCUAGCUGUGGGAAAAUGCAGGGUGUCCCUGGGCCAGCUUGAUGCAGAGAGGGCUCCCCGCCCUCUCCCAUCCGCCCGUCACCCCCCAGCUGGCGCCGAGUCCAGCCCUGGCUCUGGUACGGCUGGGCUGGGGAAGAAAGCUGCCAUGCGAGGCCGAGGAGGCCGAGGGGGGAGGGCUCCGACGGCCUCUCUGGCCUGCACUGGGCACACGCCAAGCAGUGGGGCACCUGGGUGCAGCUCUUUGGCUCCAUGCUGCCCAGAAAUCCUCCUGAUGCCGUUCAGAUCAGUGCCAGUGCUAAGGGACCCAAGACAAAAAUGAGCAGUCCCCUGCCCUCAAGAAGCUUGCAUUCCACAGAGACCCUCACUUUCCUAUUACCCACAAUUCUUUAUUAUUAUUAUUAUUAUAUCUUUUUAUUUACAAAACAU
Molecule: messenger RNA, 5736 nt
Organism: Sarcophilus harrisii (Tasmanian devil)
Lineage: Eukaryota; Metazoa; Chordata; Mammalia; Dasyuromorphia; Dasyuridae
Gene: KLHL26
Product: kelch like family member 26
Molecular function (GO): protein binding
Source: RefSeq, a predicted model, not a curated record